AUGUCAUAUCCGCAUUUAGUAACCUCAGAGUCUACUUCCAACGACCAUAACGAGGAUGAUCUGGAAUCAAUUAAAUCAUAUAUCCCGGAAAUUAACGAGACAGAUAAUCAAAAUGAUGGAAUUGUAAAUACUCUGUCGCAGACGAUUUCGAAUUUAUCGAAAAAAUCAAUUUCAUUGGGUGUCAAUGAAAGAGAAGAAAUUCUAUCAAUUGUAAAUUCACAUAGAGAAGGUGUCCAGCGUGUCCUGUCAGACUACGAAAGUUUAACCCACGGUAUUGGUCCUGUAGAGGAAAUGAUCGAUAAAGAGGCGCCACAUAAAAUUAUACCAUCAACCACAAAUUUUUACCAUGAGGAAGAUAAAUGGCAGUAUCCAAUCGAUUCAGAGACUGGGUUCCGUAUUGUCGAGUUUGUGGAUGACGAUAGAGAUGAUCCCAGGACUUGGGAUGCAAGAAUAAAAUGGAAUAUCACUGUCCUAUUAGGUAUAAUCUGUUUCGUCGUCGCAAUGAUGUCGGCUGUUGUCACAGGUGAUAUCAAUGCCCCAGCAGCUCAUUUCGGCGUCUCUGAAGAGGUCAUAAUUUUGACUGUCUCUCUAAUGGUUUGGGGUUUCGGUCUAGGUCCGUUAGUUUUCGCUCCUCUAUCCGAGGAAUUAGGUAGAAACUGGAUUUACUGCACAACUUUAUUUGUCGCUGUCAUAUUUAUCAUUCCUUGUGCCGUGGCUCAGAACAUUGGAACUUUGCUUGCAUUCAGGUUCCUAGAUGGUCUAGCUUUUUCUGCACCAAUGUGCAUCAUCGGUGGUUCCUUGAGUGAUAUCUGGAGAACGGAAGAACGUGGUAUCGCUAUGUCUAUUUUCUCUGCUGCCCCAUUUUUAGGUCCUGUCAUGGGUCCAAUCGUUGGCUCUCUAUUAACAGUGUACUGUGGUUGGAGAUGGGUUUACAUCUUCAUGAUCAUCUUAAGUGGGUGCUUAUACGCAGUUUUAUUCGUCUUUUUACCUGAAACCCAUCAUCAAACUAUACUGAAAAGAAGAGCUAAAAAAUUAAGAAAACUAACUGGCGACCAAUCGUACAGAGCAGUCUCUGAAAUUAAAGUUAGAACAUUAAAAGAAAUUGCAAAUGACAGUUUAUUAAGACCUUUAAUUUUAUUGAGUGAAUUGAUUGUAUUUUUAGUCACUAUGUAUAUGGCAAUUCUUUACGGUUUGUUAUACAUGUUCUUCUUUGCCUAUCCUGUUGUCUAUUCCGAAGGUAAAGGUUGGAGUGAUAUCAAGACAAGCAUCAUGUUUAUCCCAAUUGGUGUAGGUGUUUUAAUUGGAACUGCAGUUUCUCCUCUAUUUAACAUGGAUUACAACAGGAGAGCUCAACGUUUUAUCGAUAAAGGUGAAAUUCCACCUGCCGAGCUUAGACUAAUCCCAAUGAUGUAUGGUUGUGCUUUUGUUCCAAUUGGCUUAUUUUGUUAUGCUUGGACUUCUUUCCCACAUGUUUCUUGGGCUGGUCCAUGUUUCUCAGGUUUUGCAUGUGGUUUAGGUUUUGUUUUACUAUAUAAUCCAGCCAAUAACUACAUUGUCGACUCGUAUCAACAUUAUGCUGCAUCAGGUCUAGCUGCUAAGACAUUUGUUAGAUCGAUGUGGGGUGGUUCGGUUCCAUUAUUCACAAUUCAAAUGUAUCACAGAUUAGGUUACGAAUGGGCUUCAACAUUAAUGGCCUUUAUCGGUCUAGCAUGCUGUGCAAUCCCAUUCCUAUUCUACAGAUAUGGUGCUACCAUUAGGAAAAGAUCAAAGUAUGCAUAUUCUCCAUCUGUUGAUGUCGUUAAAGUAACUGCUGAAGAUGUCGAAAAUAACUCAAAUAAAGAAACCACAAACAAUACAGAGUCUAGUUCUGAUUCAUAUUAA
Molecule: messenger RNA, 1881 nt
Organism: Tetrapisispora phaffii CBS 4417
Lineage: Eukaryota; Fungi; Ascomycota; Saccharomycetes; Saccharomycetales; Saccharomycetaceae
Product: MFS transporter
Exons: 1
Coding region: 1-1881 (626 amino acids)
Biological process (GO): transmembrane transport
Molecular function (GO): transmembrane transporter activity
Source: RefSeq, a predicted model, not a curated record